Messenger RNA from Phytophthora sojae, 927 nucleotides. RefSeq lists its product as hypothetical. Gene Ontology annotation, biological process: triglyceride biosynthetic process. Gene Ontology annotation, molecular function: diacylglycerol O-acyltransferase activity. Gene Ontology annotation, cellular component: endoplasmic reticulum membrane. NCBI's taxonomy places the organism in Eukaryota, Oomycota, Peronosporomycetes, Peronosporales, Peronosporaceae. The record is from RefSeq and is a predicted model, not a curated record. Bases 1 to 927 code for a protein of 308 amino acids. The transcript is spliced from 5 exons.
AUGACUGGACAGCAGCGUACGUGGCUGCUUGGCGCCGCUCUGGCCGUUGCGGCUGUGUCUGUGUGCGCAUCCCUCCACACGAGCGUGGCCGUGACCAUCGCAUCGGCUUGCGUUGCUGCAUACCUCCCGUCGUACUUGGACGGGUCGGAAUACACGGGGGAGCGCUACUGGCCAUGGUUCGCGACGUUCAUCGGACGCGGCAUGGCGCACAUUCCAGGGUCGCUCGAGUUCGAAGAGCCCAUUGACGCCACCAAGCAGCACAUCUUCUGCUCCCACCCUCAUGGACUGCUGUCCACCCACCACGGCCUGCUCAUGUCAGGCCAAACAGUUCCACCAUUCUACGAGACGGUGCCGCUCUCAACGCGCCGCCACUUGGCUGCGUCGGUUUGCUUCCGGGUGCCGUUUUACCGUGAAUACGUGCUCUGGUCCGGGUGUGUUGAUGCCCGACGCAAUGUGGCGGAAAAGAUGCUUCGAGAUGGCAAGAGUUUAGUUAUCCUGGUGGGUGGAAUCGCCGAGCAGAUGCUGUCGCAGCGAGGAGACCACACGAUCUACGUCAAGAAGCGCAAGGGCCACAUCCGCUUGGCGCUGAAAUAUGGCGUGCCAAUUGUUUCGGGCUACGCGUUUGGAGAGACCGACUUGUUCACACAUUCCAGCGUGCUUCUUUCAUUCCGUCAAAUGAUUGCAAAGAAGUUCUCGGUGGCGUUGCUUCUCGGAUACGGGUACUCCAAGUGGCUGUUUUGGCUUCCGCACAAGGAAGUUGCCGUCAAUCAAGUGUUCGGCAAGCCUAUCCUUGUUGAGAAGAAGGCCGACCCGAGCGCUGAAGAGAUCGAGAAGCUGCAUGACCAAUACGAGAGAGAACUCACCCGCAUCUUCGACAAGUACAAAGAGAAGUACGGGUACGGAAAUUGUACGCUGCACGUGCGCUAG